Messenger RNA from Pollicipes pollicipes, 1056 nucleotides. RefSeq names its product transmembrane protein 70 homolog, mitochondrial. Gene Ontology annotation, biological process: mitochondrial proton-transporting ATP synthase complex assembly. Lineage: Eukaryota; Metazoa; Arthropoda; Thecostraca; Pollicipedomorpha; Pollicipedidae. Gene Ontology annotation, cellular component: mitochondrial membrane. Bases 95 to 781 code for a protein of 228 amino acids. The transcript has 6 exons. The record is from RefSeq and is a predicted model, not a curated record.
CUUACAUUCAGUGUAAUGCAGGGUUAGGGCGAGGGGAGGUGUCAGGUGCGUUGGGGACAGGCUGGACAGUUUUUAAGCCCUGAAAGUGCUUAAUAUGUUUAGUUUGUUCAAAUGCAUCAGACUUGUUCGGACUGAUUUAAGUCUAUUAAAGCAUUCUGCAAGAUUUUUGCCAUCUUCAUGUGUGUGCCCAGAUAGAUUCAAGGUGGCCCACACAGCUGGCCAGCAGCGAUGCCUCGCCACCACCGGCCGGUGGUUGUCUGCAGAGAGCACAGAUGACAAACCAAAGCCACUGGUUGUGUACCAGGGCCCUCUGGCGGGCCAGAUGAAGCGGCUGAAGGUGUUCUCCCUCUUCACCAGCGCCGUCGGUAUCUACGUGGCCCCCACUGUCAUGACGGAGAUGAGCAAGGCCGGCAUGGGGAUCGCCAUCAUGAUGGGCUCUGUGAUGGGCACCUUCACCCUGCUCACGCCGCUGCUGAUACACAUGGUGGUGCGCAACUACGUGGUGCGGCUCGAGCACGACGAGGCCACCGACCAGUACACCGCCACCACCAUCUCGCUCAUGCUCAGGAAGCGCACGCUGACGUUCGGCGUGGAUGACGUCACCGUUCCUGCCGUGCCGGGCAUGUUCACCACGUUCUUGGCGCGUGGGCGGCCGCUGUUCGUCGACGCCGGCCAGUUCGAGCCGAUCGAACACUACGGCCGCCUCAUGGGCUAUGAUCGACCCUUCGACUUCAAGCUGCACAAGCAGCCGCCGUCGUCGUCGCAGCCACCAAAGACGUGACGUCAUAUGCAGCUGGGAGGUGAAGUCGUCGUGCGGACGUGAGGACGAUGGACGGCGUCGCGAUGCCAUCUGAGAACUCCAGCGGCGCAGCUGCGGGUGUGACAGACGUCUGCGGCUGGGCGCAAAAUGACCAUUGCAGUCGACGCGCCCGAAAACACCAAUGACCAACAAACAAGACGUCUGCGGUGUGGUGUGGCAGAGCUGUGACGAAGUGAGAUGACUUGGCGAAGGUAUGCUGGAGUCGUCGAUGUAUGCAAUAAACUGAAUGUGAUGUA